AUGCCACCGUUCGACCCCAGUAGCCGCGGUAUCAACAAGCAAAUGAUGCUCGAUUGGAUGCGAAUUAAUCAUCCAAUGACUCCUAUCAACUCUGGUGCGCUUAAGCAAGAGAUUGCGUGUAUUGUUCGGGGGCAACAGCCAGCUUAUUUCCCUAAUCCACAAAGCGAUGCCCCAGCUGUCGAUGUCCCUGCAGGAACCCCGAGGAUCUCGGGGGAUCCACCAGCUAUCAAUUCCAACCCUGCGAAUCCAGCACAAGAUCCCUCACCUAUCGAAGCCACUGUUGGAACUUUGGACGCGCCUGGAGCGUUGGUCACAGAUUCUUCCAUUGGUUUACGAUUGGUACGCUUCAAUCAACCUACUAUGCUUUUAAUUGGGUGUGUGGCUUAUGUUCCUUUGCAGCUGGAGGAGAAGCCGAAACAAUUGUCUUGUUCACAAAUGAAGAGUGGUGCAGUAAAUGUUCCCCAAGCCAAGCGAGCGCCAUCUGCUCAGAUCAAUAUCCGUUCAUUGAAGCGUUCUAGCAUGGUGCCACCAAUAACCUCCCCUAGUGAACAUACAAAAGCACCGAAAAAACUCAAGACUCGUUCAAAAUCCGAGGGCAAGCCACGCCAAUAUUUGGAUGUGUCCUUGCUUGAACCAAUAAGCAGCCCUUCUGGACCAUCAGUUACUGCUAAUAUCGUAUCUAAAGCCAAAGUCAAGAUUGAGCAUCAAAGUUAUCCCUUGAUUGAUCUCGGUGACGUCAAUUUGAUGGACGAACCAAACCCGGUUGUGGGAGAAGACAUACCUACCAUCGUAAGCAAAGAUGCCCCGGGGACGUUGCCUACCAUUACUUAUAUGAAAUCUGGCGCGGACAUCUUUCAGGAAGAACGCAAACAUGAUAAGCGUCAAAAUCUCACAUCACGAAUGGAGAUGAAUGAGAAAUCCGAUAUGUCAGCUUUGGCAGAAGAAAUGCGACGGGAGGAAGAAACUCGUGUACUUCAAGAGCGUCUUGCAGGUCUUGAAAAGACAAUUGAAACAUACAGAUUUUUACAUGAUAGGAUCCAAACUUUAGAAGCCGAGGUGUCAGACUUAUCCAACCAGCUCAAUGACGCAGUUGAUAACAUUCAAGCUCAGGAAGAGGUGAUAACUGGGUUGAUGAAGCUGGAUGAAGAAGAAAAUGGUGACUCUACCGAUGAGUCGGAGGGGACAUGUUAA
This is a messenger RNA of Melampsora larici-populina 98AG31, 1191 nucleotides long. RefSeq lists its product as uncharacterized. Lineage: Eukaryota; Fungi; Basidiomycota; Pucciniomycetes; Pucciniales; Melampsoraceae. The transcript has 7 exons. The record is from RefSeq and is a predicted model, not a curated record. The coding region runs from base 1 to 1191 and encodes 396 amino acids.